Molecule: messenger RNA, 328 nt
Organism: Pisolithus orientalis
Lineage: Eukaryota; Fungi; Basidiomycota; Agaricomycetes; Boletales; Pisolithaceae
Exons: 5
Coding region: 1-249 (82 amino acids)
Source: RefSeq, a predicted model, not a curated record
AUGGAUAAUGGACACUGUAAGUGUGCACACACUCAGGAAAAUGAAUCAGCAGCUCCCGAGGGAGAUGGACCUAUGACACCUGUUGAUCCAUGUGCAGAGGAAGAAUUACCAGCUCCUGGAUUGUAUGGACAUGCAACACCUGUUGAUCCAUGUGCAGAUGAAGAGUUACCAGCUCCUGGAUUGGAUGGACCUGUGACACUUGUUGAUCCACGUGCAGACAAAGAAUUACUGGCUCCUGGGUUAGAUUGAAUGGCAGCAUUUGCUGACAUUCAGUAUGAGCAGAGGACACAUCCUAUCAUUGACAUUGAAACUGUUGCACAAUCUGCUG